CCUGUGUGUAGCUAAUUGUUCUCUGUUCCCAUGACUCACGUAAACAAAGAAACGUGACUCGAACAUAGAAGACACCAAGAUGGCGAACCACGUUAUGCCUAAGUUUUCUACUUGGACUAAAGAGACUUACAUCAACCCCAGCAACAUGCCAGAGAACAGAUUUUAUACGCCAAGCUUAUUUUCUAACUUUGGUCAUAUUCAAGACCAUGGCGCUGGCAGGGAGAAGUGGUUUAAUGACUAUCGUAGGUCUACCAUCGCACAAAGAACACUUCGCAAUGGACAAUUGUCUAUGAAUCCACCACCUAUUCGCCCUACAGCUUAUUCAGACGACCCUGAUAGAGUUCUUGGAAAAAGAAAAAUGAGAAGAGAAGCUGUUUUGAACAAACCUCGUCAUCAUUUAACCAACAGAAUUCCUGACCGAGAACGCGAUCGAUCUCAAAUCGACGAUAUUACAUUCCAGCAUCGACAACAGUACAGAGAUCAAAGUGAGACAUUGUAUGAACAUCGAUUGCCGUAUUUUCAUUAUCCUACCGAAGCCCAGGACCAGUUUUUGCCACGUGUACGACAACGAAGUGAUUAUAUGGGUAACUACCCGAAUAAUCGCCGAGCUGCUUUGGAGUAUACCUACGAUAAAGAACGAGGACCAAAACAUUUUGAACUCUGGCACAAGGUUUAAUAAUAAAGGGGAAAAAAACAAUUUAUUAUAUAAUGAUUUAGUUAUUUUACUCAUAGAAUAUUGGAAGGUUUAUAAUUUAGUAUACAAUGUCCACAAGAUAUAUUCGAUUGCACUUCGUAUUAAAUUGAAACAUUAUUCAGAAUUGAAACGUUCAGUAGUUCUUGUGCUCUUUGAGUUAAAUGCUGGCUGGGAUAUUCACCAAUUUUUUUGUUGAGGAAUGCAUGGGAGAGGGACUUCAUAGGUUUAUGAAUUUCUCAAUUGUGUUUGUUGAUCAGUAAUUAUAUCGUUUGGUAUUCAUUGUCUUUGUUUUGGUUCCCAGGGCGUCCUUGGACACCGUUGUUAAGGGCAAUUAUCAUAAUCCGUGCCGCAUUAUAUAUAGGCUUAUGUUAUAAUUGCUUUUCAUGUAAUUAGAGUUUUGUGGCAUUUAUUUAAUACUUUUUCCUCAAAUAUCAAGGAAUAUUCAAAACUUUGGUCWCUGAACUGCAAAUGGCGUUCUGUGUGACAACUUAGGGACUCUUAGGAUAUUGCGUGACUGAAGUGAAAAAAAUAUUUUACGUUUUCUUUAGAAUGCAAUUUGAAAUAAACAAUUCUGAGAAAAGUGGGGUGCUUUUCAAACGUUAUGAGUCCUGGCAAUCUUAACACAAUAUUGCUUAGUUGCCAUUGAAGCAAGACGUUAUUUAUGCAAUGGGGUAAAAUAAGACAUUUAUGCUGUUCAAGCAAACAGAGUAGAUCAAAGUAGAGGUGGUCUGAAGGUAAGUGAGUUGUUUGUUCGUCUUGGUCACUACCCYGGGUUUGAUUCUUAGAUGAGGCAAUCAUGUUGUAUUCUUAAUAAUAGACAAGACCCUACAGUCUYAUUAAGAUGCUCAUCACUUUGGGGCUACUAUUACAAACUGCAAAGUUAUAUGUGACUUUGUUUGAUGGCAAAAAAUGAACAAUUAUUAGGAACAUUAAAGCUAAUGAUUGAAUGAUCACUAGUGAGACCACAAGAUAAACUAAUAUACAUGWCAUGAAAAGCUUUAUCAGUUUAUCAUUGCUUCCAAGGACUUAAUGCAUUUACUGCGUAAUGUGUUCCAUUCAUUUCUAACUCAUUUAUURAUGGAAAAUAUUUACAAAUGUAUUCUUGUAAGUAGUUUGAAACUUCAUGAAGUUAAAUAAUUUUAAAAUGUUGUUUAAAUUUGUCCCCAUCCACAUUUGUUGUUUCUGGUGUCAUCGUAUAGAGAGAAAUCAAAAUGUCCAUGAUAAUAAAUAUAAUAAACUGUCUUUCAACAAAUUUCAGCAAGCAAGAAGUUAUUGUCCAACAAUAGAAUUAUAUAAAUCUGCUUUGUAUGGCUCGUUUUGAUCAUGAUGACUUAAUAAU
This is a messenger RNA of Exaiptasia diaphana, 2033 nucleotides long. RefSeq lists its product as uncharacterized. The transcript has a single exon. The coding region runs from base 80 to 676 and encodes 198 amino acids. NCBI's taxonomy places the organism in Eukaryota, Metazoa, Cnidaria, Anthozoa, Actiniaria, Aiptasiidae. The record is from RefSeq and is a predicted model, not a curated record.